CUGCAUACUAAAUCUACGUACACUGCGCCCCAACUUAAUCCAGGACCCAAUUUCUCCGAACGGAGUCAUGAACAGAUACGACCAAGAUAAGAAAGAGGCCCCGGUUCCGCUCCUGCUCCAGAGCUUCUGCUUCUUCUCUUCCUCUUACUGCGAGUAAAGAACACAAUGACCUCCUAUCCUAUCUUCAAGCCAGUCUUCCAUCUCUACAUCAACGCUGAGAACAGCGAGGUCGUGAGCACGUUCGAGAACGGCCGGCCAGGCAAGCGGAUUUUUGUUCAGAUUCACGAAGGAUACUGUGACUCGACCGACGACCACUACCCGUUCAACAUCAAGAUCACGUCCGGCACGAACUGGCUCUUUCUCUCGCCCGACAACGUCCUCACGCUCGACGUCCGUCUCCGAGCCGAGACCGAGGACGGCCACGGAGUGUACAUCCACUACGAGGGCUACACUAAGCCGACGCCGGCCAUGAAUGCCAUCUUUGACGGCUCUGGCUCGCACAUGGAGUUUGGCGAGACCGAGUUCUUUAUCAAGCCUGUUAUCGAGACCGAUGCGCCGAAGGAGGGAUGGGUGAACAACAAGUACCUCAUUGGCAAGGGCCGCUUUGUGCGGAACGAGAAGGGUGUUAUGGGUGCUGAGUAUUAUAUCUCCAUGUGCCAGUAGACAGUAGAUCUUUGUGUCAAUUAUCAUUGAUUGUUCAUGCAUUAAUGCAUGAUGGCCUUUAGAUGGCUGUCGAGCCAUGCUGUAGGGCAAUGCUAUGAGCGCCAUUCUGCUACAUCAUAUAGAUCUCUUCAGUCAAUUCUUAAUUAUAUACAAUAAUUCUUCUCUUAUACAUUAAAGAUUUAUCAAACAACUACAAACAAAGCACACAAAGUACAAAAACAGCAGUCGAGAUCAGAUCCGUAAGUUCAAUACUAAGCCGCGGCUAACCUCGGUCGGAGGCUCUGACGUUGAUUCCACGCA
Molecule: messenger RNA, 963 nt
Organism: Myxozyma melibiosi
Lineage: Eukaryota; Fungi; Ascomycota; Lipomycetes; Lipomycetales; Lipomycetaceae
Exons: 2
Coding region: 166-663 (165 amino acids)
Source: RefSeq, a predicted model, not a curated record